Messenger RNA from Etheostoma spectabile (orangethroat darter), 822 nucleotides. It is a transcript of the gene hamp, whose product is annotated as hepcidin antimicrobial peptide. NCBI's taxonomy places the organism in Eukaryota, Metazoa, Chordata, Actinopteri, Perciformes, Percidae. The record is from RefSeq and is a predicted model, not a curated record. Gene Ontology annotation, biological process: intracellular iron ion homeostasis; defense response to bacterium. Bases 207 to 479 code for a protein of 90 amino acids. The transcript is spliced from 3 exons. Gene Ontology annotation, cellular component: extracellular region.
ACUCAACUAUCAGACAGCGGAAGGACUCUAAAGAUCUGACAAGGAUCACAAAAAGAACUGAAGAAAUCCAUUUGCCCAGACAACCACCUAAAGAAUACAUUGAAAAUAUUGUGGCGCUCUUCGGUGGCCUGACGCCCAUGAGAAAGAAGACCUAUCAACUCUAACUUUCAAAGGCUGUAAUAAUUAAACCAUUUAAACCCCUUAAAAUGAAGGCAUUUAGCAUUGCAGUUGCAGUGACACUCGUGCUCGCCUUUAUUUGCAUUCUGGAGAGCUCUGCAUUCCCAUUCGCAGAGGUGCAUGAGCUGGAGGAGGCAGGGAGCAAUGACACUCCAGUUGCGGCAUAUCAAGAAAUGUCAAUGGAAUCGAGGAUGAUGCCAGAGCCCACCAGGCAGAAGCGCCAGAGCCACCUCUCCUUGUGCCGCUUUUGCGUCAACUGCUGCGGUGCCGACAAGGGCUGGGGCUUAUGUUGCAAGUUCUGAAGAUUCCAGCAACAACCACUUACUAUAAUUGUGUUACUGUUUUUUUUCCUUACCACAAGAAAUGACCUUUUCUAGACCUCCUUCUUCAAUGCAUUGCCUGUUCUUCACUGUUUUGUAUCAUUUUUAGGGAGGUAUGAUUCAAGCUAGAGCACUGAGAAAAAAAAAUGAGCUAUUUUUAGUAUUUAUUUUGUAUGUUUUAGUACUUUCAACCUGUAAGUCAUUUUGUAAGCUCAAUGCUAUGUAAAUUAUUUUCUAAAAAUAAUCCAGCACAGUCCUUCAUCUAAAUUAAGUCUAACAAGUUAAUAUUUUGUGUUGAAUAAAUAAUGACCAUUUGAAGCAACUG